AUUCAUUCCUUUAUUUAUGCAAAUGAUAUGGUUUCUUCUCCUCUCCCAUAUCUCCGACUCCAACCCCAAACAAUUCCUAUUCCCAUUCGCAUCCUCUUACGGUUCCAUUCCCAUCUCUUGCUUUACUUCUCAUCAAAAGGGUUCGGUGUUCUUAGACACCGGUGAAAAUGAAUAGCUGCUGUGAUUUUUUACAACGGCUUGGGGCUGAUUUAUCCUUCAAGAUCUUUACCUAUUUGGAUGAUCCAUCUGACCUUGUACAUGUUUGCUUAGUCACAAGUUCUUGGCGUCAGUUUGUUAUUGAGAAUAGUCUCAGCAAGCAGCUCUGCUUGAGAUUGUUUCCCGAUUUAUCUGGUGCUCCCCAUUUUAUUGAAGUUAAGGGCAUGAUUGAUGUUUCAGCUGUUGGGUCUAGCAGCAUUACAAAAUGGGAACACCUACAGAAGUUCCAUCGAAUCUAUUUGCUCCUAGCUAAAAGUCUUAACCCUGUCACUAGAACAGAUUGCAUUGCAGUGGCCAUUGGUGCAUCCUCCACUGAUAAUAAUCCUAUAGAAAGUAUUGAAAAUACACUGGAACCUGGUGAUAGGUUCCGCAAUCGAGCGUCAUAUUGGUCCAGUUUAGGUUCAAGAGAUCCUGAUGUUCCUGAGACCUUAACAUAUGGGUUGGUCUCCAACCUAUGUGUUGUUUCUGAAAUUCAUAUUCAACCAUUCCUAGCAUAUUUUCAGGAUGAAUUCCCUAUAUAUUCAUCAAGGGCUGUUCGAUUUAAAAUGGGGCAUCAAAAUGUUUCUAUAUACUCGAGUAUAAAUGAUUCAACUGUUGAUUAUGAUCCUGAAACUGAUGAUUUUAUUUGGACCUAUGUCUCGCCAGAAUUUCCAAUGACCCAAGAAAAUACACUGCAAAUAUUUAAGCUUCCAGAGCCUGUUUUCUGCGUAGGUGGGGUUCUGCAGGUUGAACUCUUGGGCAGAGUACAAAGACAGGCGGCAGAUGGAUUAUAUUACUUAUGUGUGUGUCAUGUCGAAGUCGUUGGUCGACCACUCUUGCCUGAAUAUGACAUGGAUAUAAUUGACCAGUCAGGAAAGGGCAUUUUGAAGUAUUUCCCCAACCUGCAUGAGUCCUCAUCUACUAAUGGACAGAUAAGUCAUUCCCAUGGUCGUGCCAUUACCUCUAGAUUUGUUCGGAGGGGUGUCCACGGAUGGGAGCAUAUUGUCUGGCAUACAUUACUUGGAGGUGGGGUGUUUGCUCAAGACGACGGGAUUGAUAUUUACGAAGAAGGUGCUGGAAGGUAAUCUUGGAAGGGUUUUAUGCUCAAUCCAGAACAAAGUGAAGUGAAUUGGUGGAGGAGGCAAGUGAGUUUUUUCUUUUCUAGGUAGUCUAAGGGUUGGGAAUCAGGAUGAAUGGGUAUAAGAUGAGUGAAUGAGAAACUCCUUGUUGUUGGUAUAGUUUUAUCUUAAUAUUUUUGGCUGCUUGGGAUAAUCCAGGCCUCAGAUGAUGAAUGGGCCAAGCCAUGCACAGAUGCUACGCAAUGACGACGGUUGUAAGUAUUAAAUAAAUAUUCCAAGUUUAAUGUGUUUGUGUCAAAUUUAAGGCCUGUGUUACUCUUCUUCUCAAUCCUGGUGUGGAUUUGUUCACUGGCUUGAGUUCCAUUUAAGAGGAAAAGGGAAAAAAGACGUUCAAAUCUUUCUUUUCUACAGAAAAAAAAGAUAAAAAAUCUAACGUCCUUUGGUCUUAAGUUCUUGAAAACAUAUUUAUAUAUUUUGUUGGUUACAGUGAGAAAUAUAAAUGUGAGUUGUUCGAGAUUUUGAU
Messenger RNA from Cucumis sativus (cucumber), 1797 nucleotides. RefSeq names its product F-box protein At4g00755. The transcript is spliced from 6 exons. Bases 168 to 1280 code for a protein of 370 amino acids. NCBI's taxonomy places the organism in Eukaryota, Viridiplantae, Streptophyta, Magnoliopsida, Cucurbitales, Cucurbitaceae. The record is from RefSeq and is a predicted model, not a curated record. Gene Ontology annotation, molecular function: protein binding.